Messenger RNA from Pseudomyrmex gracilis, 2407 nucleotides. Its product is annotated as glucose dehydrogenase [FAD, quinone]-like. The transcript is spliced from 12 exons. Gene Ontology annotation, molecular function: ecdysone oxidase activity; flavin adenine dinucleotide binding. The record is from RefSeq and is a predicted model, not a curated record. The coding region runs from base 231 to 2153 and encodes 640 amino acids. NCBI's taxonomy places the organism in Eukaryota, Metazoa, Arthropoda, Insecta, Hymenoptera, Formicidae.
GUUACACCAAGCGUGUAGGAACGCGCAAACAAUCCAGCGAGCACAAAAAAGCAUCGCUGGCUUAACCUUUAGAGAGCCGGCGUGUUUUCCUUGAAAUCUCGUAUAUAUAUAAAAAUAAAGUUCUGCAGCCAUAGUAUUCAAAACUUGUACACGUAUAUAUAAACGUCUCGUAUCAAGUAUUAUCGUACAGAUUCAGAGCCGUUAGGCUAGACCGGUUCUCCAAAGAUUAAAUGAGAUUGAACCAUCAGUACAGAGCAAUUGUCAUUAAAAUUGAUAAAUGUUGCUACUCGAUCAAUAUUACGAUUGGUCACUUUUGCGGGAGAGGAAAGAAUAGAGAACCCGAUGAGAGCAAAGAAAUCUACAAAAUGUUUAUUUUUGUGAAACCAAUAUUAUGCAUGAUCAUCAGCACGGUCUUUGUCUUGUAUCUUCAUUUUGCAUAUAUUAUAGAUACGUAUUUUCAAUGGUUUUUUGACGAUGUCAAAGAUAUGCAACAAUACGAUUACAUCGUUGUUGGCGCUGGCACUGCUGGUUCACUUUUAGCGUCUCGUGUAGCAGAAGAUAAUCACAGUAUAUUAUUGUUAGAAGCAGGUGGUACUGCACCAUAUUUCCUUGAUAUACCACUUCUGACACCAAUGAUUCAAAAGUCUGUUUACGACUGGCAAUAUCUCACUGUUCCUCAAGAGCACGCGUGUAAAUCCUUAAUCAAUAAUCAAAGCAGAUGGCCCAAAGGAAAACUUCUUGGUGGAACAAGCCGUUUAAAUUAUAUGGCUUAUGUGCUGGGACAUUGGCUGGACUAUGAAACAUGGUUUCCAAAUUUUACUGAAUUCACUGCAAAAACUGAUAAGACAGUGAGCAUCAGUGACCUAAGAUGGAAUUCUGAGUUUGCUGAUAUAAUUUUGGAAGCAAUAAAAGAAUUAAAUCACAAUGUAACUAAUUUGAACUCACAAAUGGCUACAGGCUUCAUGAAGGCUCAGUUGACAAUGGAGAACGGCAAGAGGUGGAGUUCAGACCAAGUACUAAAUCAUAAAUACAAUCCUACUCUCGUUGUACUUACUCACGCACGUGCUGACAAAAUAUUAGUAAAUCUGGAUAAAAAAGCUGAAGGAAUCGAAUUUGUUAGAUUUGGCAAUAAAUAUACAGCAAUAGCGAAGGAAGGAGUUAUACUAAGCGCAGGCGCAGUUGAGAGUCCAAAGUUGUUGAUGUUAUCUGGAAUUGGACCCAGAAAGCAUUUGGAGGAUCUCAAUAUUAGUGUGAUUAAUGACUUACCAGUUGGUCAAUUUUUGGUGGAUCACGUACUAACCGGCCUUGAUUUGGUUGUACUCAACACAAGUCUCGGAUUGAAUCUCUUCGACAUCUUAAAUCCUAUAUCGGCAAUCAAUUAUUUUCUUUUUGGAGAAGGGCCGUGGACAUCAGCAGGAAUUGAGGUAUUGGGAAGCUUCUAUAGCGCUUUACAUACAAAUAAAUCUGCACCACCUGACUUACAGUUGAUGGUUUUACCUCUUGGUGCGUCAGAAGAUCAUGGCUUCAUUCUUAAAAAUACGAUAGGUAUUUCUGAUGAGGUAUAUAAUGAGUAUUUUGCUUCCCUUUCAUACGAAAAUACAGUGACAAUUGCGCCCGUUUUGUUACACCCAAAGAGCAACGGAGAAAUACAACUGCGGAGUAACGAUCCUGCAGAUAAACCAUUAAUCGACCCGAAAUAUUUGUCGAAUAAGGAUGACAUCGACACACUUGUAGAAGGCUUGUACUUUAUGAAGGAACUUUUAAACACAAGCGUUAUGAGAACCAAUGGCGUAUCUCUCAAUAAAAAACCUUUUCCCGGUUGUAAAAACCAUGUAUUUGAUACUAGAGAUUAUUGGAGAUGUUACGUGCAACAUUUAACUCUGACGUCUUAUCAUCCAGCUGGUACAUGCCGUAUGGAUAAUGUCGUCGACGCAUCCUUCAAAGUUUAUAAUAUGAAAAAUUUGUAUGUUGUGGAUUCGUCAGUUCUUCCGUCGUUGCCCAGUGGAAAUAUUAACGCGGCUGUAAUUGCAUUAGCGCAAAAAGCUGCUAUUAUGUUUAAGUACAAACGAAAGGCAAAAGUAAAUCAGAACUUACAAAGGCGAUACAAAUCAUACAGAAUGUGUUAUGUAUUUAACAUUUGUGUCAGUAUAUGAAAUAUCAAAUGUAAGUAUGCAAAAUAAAGCUUACAACAGUUUAUCUCUAUUGAUAUAUAUGUAUAGCAAUGCACAUAAAAAUUCAUCCUAGUUGAUAUGGUGUAUUAACUGAUGUAUAUAUAAUGGUAAUAAUACAAGGAAAAAAAAGUUUUAUCUUGUUUCUUAAAUACAAAUUUACCAUUGAUGGUAACGUUAAAUGGUGAGAGAUAAUUUUUUUUUUUUUUUUUUUUUUUUAACAAUUUUUUUCUGAAAAU